AUGGCACGAUGCACGUUGGCAUUCGGUAAUUACACGGCACCAUGCACCAUUGAAGGCUCUGUACCGAAUGUAUGGCUUCCAUCGGAUAUGUUAUCGGUCGCGUACUUUGUCACCAACCCACCUACAACGUAUCCAACAAGGGCCAAACACUUGCUUCGGAUAGCAUCCACAGCAACAUCAGCAGAACGAGAGUUCCUAUUAUUAUUAUCACAAUCACUUUCGGCUCAUGGUGGAAAACGAUAUGGCAUACUUGAUUUUCGACAAGCAUGUGGAUGUUUGGGAAUCCUGAGUACAAGCAGUAUCCAACCUGCCGAUCUCUUUGUCCUGCAAAUUGUCGAUAUACCCAACAACAAUGAAGUCAUUGAUUCAUCAUCAUCGCUACUCCAACAAUAUCCGCCUCUAGCACCAGAUCGAUUGCCAAUGGAAAUGCUUCAAGCUAUCAAUGAACGUCAUACACCAGAAGGAGAACAACGAAUGAAAAGCAUCGCUCAAGAAAUGUAUCGCAUUGCAUCAGUGUACGGUUAUUGGGACUUGUGGCGCGUAUUGGAAGGCAUUUGUCAACGAUUUAAUAUCGAUCCUCAACAAUUGAUAUGA
Messenger RNA from Lichtheimia ornata, 594 nucleotides. RefSeq lists its product as uncharacterized. NCBI's taxonomy places the organism in Eukaryota, Fungi, Mucoromycota, Mucoromycetes, Mucorales, Lichtheimiaceae. The record is from RefSeq and is a predicted model, not a curated record. The transcript has a single exon. The coding region runs from base 1 to 594 and encodes 197 amino acids.